GACGCAAGCAAGGGCAUCAUGUUGCGGUUUCCCGGCGAGGAAAGAGAUGGGGCGCCUCUUUGGCUGGCUCCGCAACGUCGACAAGCCGACGACGCAAUGUUUUUAAUUGUGCAUGCCUCCUCCUUAGGUAGGCCCCCGCCCCGCUCGUCCACCUCCGGCAAACGAUAUAAAUGAUAGCUGCUCCGUGCGGAGAUUUGCGGCUGACUGAGAUUUUUGCUCGUUGCUCUGCGAUCUUCUGUCAGACGGUGCUCCAGGUUUAGAUUUUCGCCAUUCACGAGAGGAGGAGCAGCAGCUACGAAGCCUCACUCACCACCAAAAGAAAGAAACCAGGUAUUCUAAUGCCUCAAGAAAGCAUAGGACAAUCGUAAUCUGAUAUUCAAAGAUUCCACUGGUUCUGGCCGCGUUUGUUUAGCAAGAAACUUUGUGAAGUCCGUUAUUUCUUGCCAUCCCCAGAAAUGGUCGAAGAGGGCUGGAACAGAGGAAGGGACGGCACGGGUUGCGAAGCCCCAGGAAAUCACCGCCUCUGCGCCAACAAUUGUGGGUUCUUCGGCAGACUCGCUACGAUGAACCUCUGCUCUAAGUGCUACAGAGGCUUGCAACUGAAGGGAGCCCAGGAGUCAUUGCUAAAAUCCUCUUUGGAGAAGCCGCUCAGCGUCGUGGGAGAAUCCGCUGCAGCUGCCGUCGAAUCAAAAGAUGCCGCUCCGUCUUUUGAGACUGCUGUCACCUUCGUUUCCUCGUCUUCCUCCUCUCUGACCGUUCACCCCACGUCUGCUUUGCGGGAAUCCGGCAAGUCGCACCGCUGCUCGAGCUGCAAGAAGCGGGUGGGACUCAUUGAGUUCAAGUGCAGAUGCGGAAGCACGUUCUGCGCGUCGCACCGUCUGCCCGAGAAGCACGCCUGCGAUUUCAACUACAAGGGCGCCGGUCGAGAAGCCAUCGCAAAGGCGAACCCUGUCAUCCGAGCGCCGAAGUUGGAGAAGAUUUGAACGGUCUGGAAGAGCAGAAAGAAAGCAACAAAAACGAAGAGGUUGCUGGGAUUCAUCUCGUAAUUCCUCAUUUUCUUUUUGUUUGUUGUUUUCUUUAUCAUAGUGGUCUUAGGGAUUUUCACCUCUUCCAUGGUGCGUUUCUUACUGUGGCCCAAGCUGCCAGUCAGGAAGGGUUUCCUUGUUGCGUUGCCAGUUUCUUUGUGGUACCGGCCUUCUUCCUUUUCGAAGGAACUGAAGAGAGUUUUUGGGAAAAAAAAGCAAAAAAGAACGCCAGAAGACGAAUAGAAAGGAACAUGGGGUGGUGUGGGGAGAGAAUGAUACUUGUGAAUGAUGAUGGCAUUUUUCAGGAAUAAGGUUAUCUUGUCUGUUACAUGUCGUAUCAUUCGUUGAGUAGAUUGAUUUCUGUGCUCCUUA
Messenger RNA from Nymphaea colorata (pocket water lily), 1397 nucleotides. RefSeq names its product zinc finger A20 and AN1 domain-containing stress-associated protein 4-like. The transcript has 3 exons. The record is from RefSeq and is a predicted model, not a curated record. NCBI's taxonomy places the organism in Eukaryota, Viridiplantae, Streptophyta, Magnoliopsida, Nymphaeales, Nymphaeaceae. Bases 456 to 983 code for a protein of 175 amino acids. Gene Ontology annotation, molecular function: DNA binding; zinc ion binding.